Pangasianodon hypophthalmus (striped catfish) is the source of this 3924-nucleotide messenger RNA. RefSeq names its product leucine rich repeat containing 71 (gene lrrc71). Bases 346 to 1725 code for a protein of 459 amino acids. The record is from RefSeq and is a predicted model, not a curated record. NCBI's taxonomy places the organism in Eukaryota, Metazoa, Chordata, Actinopteri, Siluriformes, Pangasiidae. Gene Ontology annotation, molecular function: protein binding. The transcript is spliced from 15 exons.
CUAUCACAAUAAACUUUUUAAAUGAAUAAAAGUAUAUAAAAGUAUUGCAAUCAUUUUAGCACCACAUAAUCUUUUCCACUCACUACGGGUCGCUAUGCGAUGCGUCACUUCCGCCUUCUCGGGUAGCCAUGCUGGGAGAGCGCUGGUUGUUAUGGCAACCGAGACGCAACUUACACUAUGGAAGUGUAGUCUAUUAAUAAACAAAACGGGGUGUAUAAGUACUUUUAUACACAUCAAUAACAAGAAUAAGAUGAAUAAGAGUUUUCCUGCAUCAUUAUAGUACGUUCAACGUUGUUAAAUAGGCUUGUGUAUGAAAUAAAUAAUUAUUAAAAAAUAAAAAAAGCAAUGAAAAAAAGGAUGGAAAAAGUCAGCAAGGAGAAAGGGACUUCUGGAGUUCUGGAGGAAGAGCCUUCACACACUGCAGGACUGAAUAUACAAGACAAACGCCCAGUCCAGAGCGUAGAUGACUACGAGUGCUCAGGCAAUCUGGAAGUGGAUUUCCCAGAGCUGUGUGCUGUAGUCGGCUUGAGGGAAAUCCCUGACGUGAGACCACUAAUAGCAGCAUCACCUUCCACAGAAAGAACAACGGAGAGUAGCCAAGAAAAGAUUUUCUCUGAAAGCUGUAUGGCAACCUGGUCUCCUAAACCCUGCCUUCACAUAGAACUGGAGAACGAGGACUCACGGAGCGUAAAAAGAGUUCGAAUAUCUGGAUGGAGGGUGGACGAGGCGAUGGCUCGAGUGCUGAGUAAGACGUUACCAUCCCUCAGCAAUCUGCAGAGCCUAGAGAUGUGGCGGAUUGGAUUGACUGACCCCAUUCUGACCUCCUUAAAGAACACAAUUUCUAUGUGCUCAAAGCUCAGGACAGUUAUUUUGGAGGGAACCCCUAUUCCAGAAAACAGUUACCAUAUUCUCAUGGGAGAGGACAGUAUGAUAACACACCUAUCACUGCGAAACAAUCGCAUAGGAGAAGAGGGAGCACGUCUGAUUGGUUUAGCGCUGUCCAAGAAUCUCCUGUCACUCAACAUGGCCUUCAACGCUGUUGGUGAUGCGGGUGCUAUUUAUCUCGCCCAGGGGUUGCGUCUCAAUCGCACUUUGUUGUAUCUCUCCCUGGCCAGCAAUCACAUAGGCGAUGUAGGAGCAGCUCAUCUGGCUCAGGUGCUUGGCAGAUUUGCUCUGACACAUGAAGAAAUAGUCGAGAGGAGGAGGCUGUUGAAAAGGAAGGACCAACUGGAUGCCACCAGAAAGGAUGAGAAGCCUCCAACAAAUCAGACAUUGACAACAACAGGAAAGAAAGAGGACCCCAAAGUGGAAAAGAAGAGAACCUCAGAUACUAAGAUGCCACAAGGCAAAGGUGGAAAAUCAGAUGGAAAAGACAAGCAUCUUUCAGUGAAGGAACAAGAGACAGAAGAAGUGGUUGAGACACAAAGCCCUUUGCUGAAUCCUGCCAUACAGAACAUUGGAGGGAAAGUGAUUUAUCCAGGCAACACAACACUUCUUUCUCUAAACUUGUCAGGCAAUAAACUGACACAGCAGUCACUUCAGAUGUUCCUGUCAUCUGUGGCGUGUCAAGGGAAAAGAGGUCUCCAGCAUAUUUCCCUUAAUAGGAACAGCUUUCCUCCAGACUGUGAGGUCUUCCUGAAACUACAGGAAAUGAUGUCACUUAAGGAUCCUCUAAACCGAGCCACCUCAGCUCAGGUGGACGCUGAGCAGGGACAGGCAGCAUAGUUACCUUUUACGCCUCAGAAUUUUACUUUACAAUUAUCUUUUUUAUGCUCUAACAUCAUGUGUUUUUGUAGUUGCCUCCUAAGUAAGGAAUAAAUCACAGUGGGGCGUGCUGUGAUAGAAAAAUAAUCAAUGACGUGGUGGUGUGAUGGUGUGAAGCAAAGGGGAGGGUCAUUACCAGCCCAAAGUUGAUUAUUUUCUAAUAAAAGCACAUCCCAACAUGUUUUAUUCCUCUUACACCACCAUAUUUUGUUAAUAAUUUUGUGUUGAGUCGUAUCACGUCACACACAUAUGAGUAGAGAGAGGAAGUUCACUUGGAUUACCACAAGUGUGUAAAGCCAGACUGAGUUGGGCUUCUGCGAGCUGAUGUUCCCAUUGUCCAAUCACUGAUCACUACUGUUCCCAACAACCAAUCACUAAUCAUUAUUGUUCCCAACAACCAGUCACUGCUCACUACUGUUCCCAAUGACCAAUCAGUGAUCAACCGAUCAAAAUACUUUUGAUAGACAGUAUAGUAUUUCUUAAAUGUGGAAAGAGUUAGUUUGUGGUGUCGUGACCAAAGUUGACUCUUUUUUAUGGGUUGUUUCCACUGACGUUACUGCGACCUACGCAUUUACCCACAAUGCAAAGCAUUUAUAUCUAUGUGCUCAUUGUAAUUCCCUAGCUAAAUACCUUAUGUAUUAGUUCUGUCAUGAUAGCCUUCUUACCUGAAAUUCAAAAUAUAAAUUUCUUAAAGAAAUAUCUCCAACUUGUUAAAACACAUGAUGAAAUACUCAUACAAAUGUCCUACAUUCACUCAUUCACCAAAGACGACUCUUUCUUUCUAUAAGAAAUAAAUUACAAUCCGUUAUUUUCUAUUCUGAUAAAAUUUCUAUUCUAAGUGUCUUCAGAAAAUCUUUCUUCUUCAUAUAGCCUAAGUUGUAAUUUGGUAUGCAAAUGAUCAUGAAUAUGCAAAUUAGAACAUGACAUCACCUGGUGUUUUGAGUGUGCUUUAGAUUACUUUCCCUUGAAAAGAGGAAAGCUACGAAGCUACUGAAGCCACAAGAGGACGUUGGUUGUAGUGAUGUUGUGGGUUUUACACACUCCUCUCCUGGCUUAUUGCUUUAAUUAGGGCUGUUCAAUUCCGCAAAUUUUGGAGUCGCGUCCAAUUCUGAUUCCAAGCAAUGGGAAUCGAUGGAGUCGACACCAAGAGUCGAUUCCACACAAUAAUUUUCUUGACUCUCGAGUCCAGAAAACAAGACAUAUGGAAAGAAAUUGGGUAAAAUAAACAGUGCCGCAUUAAUUAGGCACAUGGAAUGGCUUUGAACUGCUGUGUAUUUUGACUCAUACUGCUACUGUUUCAAACUCAGGCUUGGGGAGUAACAGAAUACAUGUAACAGCGUUACGUAAUCAGGAUACAAAAAACUGGUAACUGUAAAACGCUACAGUUACAACAAAAAACAAUCACAUUACAGGUACAUUUUAUAAAAAAUGGAUUACAAUUUAUUCAUUUAAAACCAAAGAAAUUACUCUUUUGACAUAACGCAGUAUAGACAGCUGCUUGAUUAUGAUUCUGGUUCUCUCCUGCCAGUCGUGAGUCACGUGAGCCACCUCCCGGUGCGUACGCAAUAAACAUCUGUCUCUAAUCAUUCUGCUCUAGAGACAUAUGUUGAAACAGCUGUUUAUCACGAUGAAGCCCGCUGGGAAAAAAAAUGCAUUAUAGUGAUGGAAAUUUCAAAAUGAUUUUGUCUAUAAAGGAGAAAAUGGAAGCAACAACAUCACAGUACAGUGCUUCCAGCUGUGAAGACGCUGUCUUUAUCGAACAACUCCACAUCUAAUUUAAAGAAGCAUUUAAGCUCGGAAAUCAUGUUAGCUAGGUUCGCUAAAAUGAUUUAAUGUUACCCGCAGUUGUGGAUGAGGUUAUUUUGGUAGAAAUGAACACGACUCCCCGACAAAACAUGAUAAACUACAUGGAUCAACGUGUAUAUUGAAAUAGCCUCAUGUACAUGUCAAUGGUGUAGACUUUUUUUUAAUGUUGUGACAUUUUUUCCUUGUGCUUGUUAACAUUAGUUAAUGAAUGUAUAAGAACAGAAUGUACAAAGAACUGGAUCUUUUGCUGAAUCAAACUUUUAAACAAAUAAUAACGUAUUCAAGAACAAACUGAAUAACAAAGAUCAUGUUGCAAAAAUAUGAAAAUUAAUAAUAUUUUCGAUCUUGAAAAUA